This is a messenger RNA of Symphalangus syndactylus (siamang), 1449 nucleotides long. RefSeq names its product kinesin-like protein KIF1C. The record is from RefSeq and is a predicted model, not a curated record. NCBI's taxonomy places the organism in Eukaryota, Metazoa, Chordata, Mammalia, Primates, Hylobatidae. Gene Ontology annotation, molecular function: microtubule binding; microtubule motor activity; ATP binding. Gene Ontology annotation, biological process: microtubule-based movement.
CCGGGCACCCGGCGAGGGGCGGGGGCAGCUCCGAACCGGCCCCGGAUCCUUCCCGCUCUCGCCUCACGCUUCCCAGAAAGCUUGUCCCUCUCCGCCGAGCUGCUCCGGGAGCCCCGCUGCGCCGAGGGAGGCCCCAGGGACCCUCUACCCUCAAACACAGGGUAUCUCCCAGAGCCCCAGCUGGUGUGGCCAGGCCCCAGGAGUAGGAUGGGGCUCCCCCUACGAGGGCCGGUGGCAGCCAGAACUGAUACAUCCCACCUGGUCUGGGGCCAGGACGCCAGGGCAGGAGUGUCUGGAGCCAUGGCUGGUGCCUCGGUGAAAGUGGCAGUGAGAGAUCGGCCCUUGAACGCCCGCGAGACCAGCCAGGAUGCCAAGUGUGUGGUCAGCAUGCAGGGCAACACCACCUCCAUCAUCAACCCUGAACAGAGCAAGGAUUCCCCCAAAAGCUUCACCUUUGACUACUCCUACUGGUCACACACUUCGGCAGAGGACCCCCAGUUUGCAUCUCAGCAGCAAGUGUGUCGGGACAUUGGAGAAGAGAUGCUGCUCCACGCCUCUGAAGGCUACGACGUGUGCGACUUUGCCUACGGGCAGACCGGGGCUGGGAAAUCCUAUACCACGAUGGGGCGGCAGGAGCCAGGGCAGCAGGGCAUCGUGCCCCAGCUCUGUGAGGACCUCUUCCCUCGCGUUAGUGAGAACCAGAGUGCUCAGCUAUCCUACUCUGUGGCGGUGAGCUAUAUGGAGAUCUGUUGUGAGCGGGUACGAGACCUCUUGAACCUCAAGAGUCGGGGUUCUCUGCAGGCCUGGGAGCACCCCAUCCUGGGCCCCUACGUGCAGGACCUGUCCAGAUUGGCUGUGACCUCCUACGCAGACAUUGCUGACCUCAUGGACUGUGGAAAUAAAGCACGGACUGUGGCUGCCACCAACAUGAAUGAGACCAGCAGCCGUUCCCAUGCCGUCUUUACCACCGUCUUCACACAGCACUGCCAUGACCAGCCCAUGGGGCUAGACUCGGAGAAGGUCAGUCAGAUCAGUUUGGUGGACCUUGCUGGGAGUGAGCGAGCCGACUCCUCGGGCCGGGGCAUGCGCCUGAAGGAGGGAGCCAACAUCAAUAAGUCCCUGACUACACUAGGGAAGGUGAUCUCGGCCCUUGCAGAUAUGCAAUCAAAGAAGCGGAAGUCGGAUUUUAUCCCCUACAGGGACUCUGUGCUCACCUGGCUGCUCAAGGAAAAUUUGGGUGGGAACUCACAGCAAUGAUGGCAGCCCUGAGCCCUGCUGACAUCGAUUACGAGGAGACUCUCAGCACCCUCAGGCCUGAAGACAGAAGAAGGGAGUGUCAGAGGCGCCCUGCCAGCUGUGUCAUCUCCCCUGGCUCCAGUUUCACCCUCAUCACCCACCACACAUCAUGGGGAGCUGGAGCCGUCAUUCUCCCCCAACACGGAGCCCCAG